Molecule: messenger RNA, 1371 nt
Organism: Eriocheir sinensis (Chinese mitten crab)
Lineage: Eukaryota; Metazoa; Arthropoda; Malacostraca; Decapoda; Varunidae
Product: nipped-B-like protein B
Exons: 2
Coding region: 1-1371 (456 amino acids)
Source: RefSeq, a predicted model, not a curated record
AUGCAGGAGGUAGAAGACAAGGGAAUGCAGGAGGUAGAAGACAAGGGAAUGCAGGAGGUAGAAGACAAGGGAAUGCAGGAGGUAGAAGACAAGGGAAUGCAGGAGGGAGAAGACAAGGGAAUGCAGGAGGUAGAAGACAAGGGAAUGCAGGAGGUAGAAGACAAGGGAAUGCAGGAGGUAGAAGACAAGGGAAUGCAGGAGGGAGAAGACAAGGGAAUGCAGGAGGGAGAAGACAGGGGAAUGCAGGAGGUAGAAGACAAGGGAAUGCAGGAGGUAGAAGACAGGGGAAUGCAGGAGGGAGAAGACAGGGGAAUGCAGGAGGUAGAAGACAAGGGAAUGCAGGAGGUAGAAGACAGGGGAAUGCAGGAGGUAGAAGACAAGGGAAUGCAGGAGGUAGAAGACAGGGGAAUGCAGGAGGUAGAAGACAGGGGAAUGCAGGAGGUAGAAGACAGGGGAAUGCAGGAGGUAGAAGACAAGGGAAUGCAGGAGGUAGAAGACAAGGGAAUGCAGGAGGUAGAAGACAGGGGAAUGCAGGAGGUAGAAGACAUGGGAAUGCAGGAGGUAGAAGACACGGGAAUGCAGGAGGUAGAAGACAUGGGAAUGCAGGAGGUAGAAGACAGGGGAAUGCAGGAGGUAGAAGACAGGGGAAUGCAGGAGGUAGAAGACAGGGGAAUGCAGAAGGGAAAAGACAGGGGAAUGCAGGAGGUAGAAGACAGGGGAAUGCAGGAGGUAGAAGACAGGGGAAUGCAGGAGGUAGAAGACAGGGGAAUGCAGGAGGUAGAAGACAGGGGAAUGCAGGAGGUAGAAGACAGGGGAAUGCAGGAGGUAGAAGACAGGGGAAUGCAGGAGGUAGAAGACAAGGGAAUGCAGGAGGUAGAAGACAAGGGAAUGCAGGAGGUAGAAGACAGGGGAAUGCAGGAGGUAGAAGACAAGGGAAUGCAGGAGGUAGAAGACAAGGGAAUGCAGGAGGUAGAAGACAAGGGAAUGCAGGAGGGAGAAGACAGGGGAAUGCAGGAGGUAGAAGACAGGGGAAUGCAGGAGGUAGAAGACAGGGGAAUGCAGGAGGUAGAAGACAGGGGAAUGCAGGAGGUAGAAGACAGGGGAAUGCAGGAGGUAGAAGACAGGGGAAUGCAGGAGGUAGAAGACAGGGGAAUGCAGGAGGUAGAAGACAGGGGAAUCCAGGAGGAAUCACCAACCCUGCAUGAGAAGCUGGCUGAUAAGGAGAACCAAAACUCCAUCAGCCUUACCGGAUCCCUCACCAACAGGAUCAUCGCUCAGGAGCCAGACGGCGAAAUAGACCGAAGUGAAAUAAGAGAAAUCAAGAGAAGAAUCUCAGAAUCUCAGCCCAAAAGGACGAGCUGGACCGUCUAA